This is a messenger RNA of Ilex paraguariensis (yerba mate), 693 nucleotides long. The record is from the annotation of a GenBank genome assembly. NCBI's taxonomy places the organism in Eukaryota, Viridiplantae, Streptophyta, Magnoliopsida, Aquifoliales, Aquifoliaceae.
AUGAGUGCUGCUUUCCCCAACUUUCCAAUCACAUGCCAAAGAUACUAUUUGAAUCUCCAAAGCAACAUGAAGAUCAGCAACCUCAUAGCAGGACUACUGUGUCUAUUCCUCUCCUUUUCUUGUUUAGCUUCCAACCGGCUUACUCAGACAGUAACCAACACCACCGUGCUUGAUAUUGACGGCCAUGAGCUCCAAGCAGACACAAACUACUACAUACACCCCACCACCAGCGGCAAUGGAGGCGGCCUCGCACUCGCGUCCCGAGACCGGACAUGCCCUUUCUACGUCAUGCAGGAAAACCUGGAACCAUCUAAUGGCCUCCCGCUGCGAUUCUUGACAAUGGAAAACAAACAGCAGUUCAUUAGCUUGUCAACGGAUCUGAACAUUGUAUUCUAUGCAGCUACGAUCUGCGUACAAUCCACGGCUUGGAGACUUGGAGGAAUCGACGAGGUAACCGGAAGGAGGUACGUUAUGAGUGGCGCUGUCACCGGCCAUCCGGGAAUUGAUACUGUUCGUAACUGGUUCAAAUUAGAAAAAUAUGGGGGUGGGAAUGGUUAUAUGAUUGUUUUCUGUCCUAAUGUUUGUAGUUUCUGCAAGGUUGUGUGUGGGAAUGUAGGUGUGUUUUCUGAGAAUGGGAAGAGAUGGCUUGCUCUGAGUGAUCAACCACUUAUAGUUGGGUUCAAGAAAACUUGA